AUGAAGUCUGCAACUUUUGAAAUUCUUCCAAACAGUAAUGAGAAAAGAGAAAUGUGUGAUACUGCAAAAGCAUGGAGAUUAGUGUUAUUUUUAUCGUGGGUAAUAGGUAUUUCUUGCCUUUUCGCUGUCUUCGUUCUCGAUUCUCCAAACCCCUUUAGUCAGUUCAGCUCUAAGCAGAAGCUCCCUUUCGUUAAUAACAAUGUUGCUCCUCAGAAUGCUCUCAAUCAAACUCCUGCCAUGAAUAUCAACCCCAAAAAGGAGGAUGAUGGUGUGAAGUACUGUGACUUGUUUAAGGGUCAAUGGGUACCAGAACAUAAUGGAUCAUUGUACACAGAAUGGAGCUGUCCGACGAUACCGGAUACGAAGAACUGUGGAAAAUUUGGAAGGAAAGAUGUAGAUUUUGUAAAUUGGAGAUGGAAACCAGAUGAAUGUGAGCUCCCAAGAUUUAAUCCAAAGACAUUUUUAUCUUUAGUUCGUGGUAAAAAGUUAGCGUUUAUUGGCGAUUCCCUUGCUAGGAAUCAAAUGGAGUCACUCCUUUGUCUCCUAUCUCAAGGAGAAACUCCGAAAGAUAUCUAUAAGGACUCGGAAGACCGGUUCCGAACGUUUUACUUUCCAUCUCAUGAUUUCACUCUCAUGGUCUACUGGACAAAGUUCUUGGUUGCUGCAGAAGAUAAAGGAAUUGUGAAUGGUUCAAGGACAAAUGUGUUCGAUUUGCACCUCGAUAAGCUUGAUGUUAACUGGGCUGAUAAAUUGCCCACUCUAGAUUACGCUAUCAUUUCUAUUGCUCACUGGUUCUUCCGAAUGAAUAAUUUAUAUGAAGGCGGUAGACUGAUAGGAUGUACCGAGUGCAACAACCCAAACAUCCCUGAUCUAGGAACUCAAUUCACUAUUGCAAAAGCCAUCAGAACUGCGCUUGGAUACGUUAGUGAAUGCAAGGAGUGUAACAGGGGCUUAGUUACUGUAUUUCGUACAUUUUCUCCUGUGCAUUUUGAGUAUGGGUCUUGGAAUAGUGGAGGGAAAUGUAAUCGAACGCGUCCAUACACUGAAGAACAGGGUAAUUCAUAUAAUGCAGAUUGGGAGCGGGAAAUAAACAAACGUCAAGUGAGCGAAUUUGAGAAAAUUAAGAACACAACAAAAGGGAAGAUGUUUGAGAUUUUGGAUAUAACUAGUGCGAUGAUAAUGAGACCAGAUGGACAUCCUGGGCAUCACUGGAAAGAUCAAUAUUCCAAUGGCAAGUCUUUCACCGAUUGUGUUCAUUGGUGCUUGCCGGGACCUAUUGACUUAUGGAAUGAUUUGCUGAUGGCUGUGUUGCAAAGAAGGAAGGGUUCAUCCGUUUUAAGUGUGCCUGAGUUGAAGUAUGAAGUGAAUGGUGUUGAUACCAAAUCAGUUGCCGGUGCAGGACAAGGCAGACAAGUUGAGUUGAGUAUAGUAGGGAGAUUGCAAGUGAAAGAAGAUGGUCAGGAGUUAUGUUUGAAUCGUUUUGUGGGAUGGUGUUGCAAUGGAAGUCCAGUGGCAGUGGGAGUUGGUACUAGAGAUGGUGUUGUUUAUGUAUCUGUGAUUGCAGCUGUUGGGAGUGAAAUUGCAGUUGAACUGUUAGUGCAGAAAGGUUUGGAGUGGCCUGUGUGGAGAGAAGUUGAUAUACUGUGUUGUUUUGAGGCUAAAAGGAUAUGGUAG
Messenger RNA from Papaver somniferum (opium poppy), 1674 nucleotides. RefSeq names its product protein ALTERED XYLOGLUCAN 4-like. Bases 1 to 1674 code for a protein of 557 amino acids. The transcript has 5 exons. Gene Ontology annotation, molecular function: O-acetyltransferase activity. NCBI's taxonomy places the organism in Eukaryota, Viridiplantae, Streptophyta, Magnoliopsida, Ranunculales, Papaveraceae. The record is from RefSeq and is a predicted model, not a curated record. Gene Ontology annotation, cellular component: Golgi apparatus.